AUGCAUGGGAAGCGGCUGUUUGCGCAGGUAAUGGAGGCUUCACCGAAACGACGCUUCGUUUGCGCAUUAUACCCUUAUUUGAGCAUCUCCUACGAGGGCCACCGUAACACUGAAUCUCCGCCCAUUUUCCAUGGUUUCUUUGACCGGCAGUCAUGGUUCAUUUGUUCGUUUCUGUGUGUGAUCGCUUGACUUCGUUUUAUUAUUCCAAGAUUGAAAAAACAGUAGUUUCAACUUUGUAUUUUCAAAUAAAGAAAAAAAACAAAAAGAAUACCAAACGGUUUUCGAAAAGUACACCGGAAGCUUUUAAAAGAGAGUUGUCGAAAAAUUUUUAGGGAAAAAAAAAAUCUUUUUUGAGCGAUUACUCAUUGGACUUUGAGAGAACGUUUUUUUUCUGAGUAAAACGUAAAGAUUAUAAUUUACGAACAAAAACGACAGCUUUUUUUCCCGAUUUCUUAUCAUUUUAUCGGAGAAAUCUGCAAAUUCAUUGUUCAUGAACGUACGCAAAAAACUUCCGGCGUGAAAAUGUUUUUCAAUUCCCUUCGCUCAUACUUUGUUCUUUCUUCUUUGAAAUUUCUACGAUUUCCAGUCUCUCAAAAAGAUAUAUAUUUCUUUCACUAAUACGAGUGAGUGCACUUUUGAAUCUUUUUUCUGUGAAAUUAUCGGAUUCAUUCUAAAAUUGUUACAGAUGAACAGAUGCGAGCCACUUCGAUAGUGUUCAUUGCGCUAUUUAUUAUAUUUCUAAUUAUCUUUCACAUCUACGGGUUACUAGAAAUUGUGCAAUUCAUCACUUCCAACACCGAGACCAAUGGUCCGUUGCCCAUUUCCGAAAUCGCCUGGACUAUAAGAAAAUUCAGAAAAGUCAACAGACGAAAAAACGAGGACCACGACAUCAGAAGCGCCAACGACGACAGAAGAAGUGACGUCCACAACGACGACCACUUCUACUGCCAUAACGACGACUACAGCUUCUCAGAAGUCGACUAGAAGACCUUGGCAUCAUCACAGAAUAUCGACGAAGUUUUUGUACAAGGUCAUUCAAAGAUUCUGGAUUAUAAUUUCAGAAGGCCACACGUCCAUGAGUCAUACCACGAUAAUGAAAUCCGGCCAGCCGUUGUCCUUCAGGUAAAAGGAUAAACGGUUUUUUUUUCUUUAGAAGCAUGUUUGUUCAGACCCCCGAACCUGAAGAUAAGGAAAGGACGGAAGGAAGUUUAGAACAAAUCGGCGACGACAUAAAUAAAAAUCAUCCUUGGCCAGCUGUGAUUGUGAGUUGAAAAAGUGCUAAUGACCCAGGAUAAUAAGAAAGUUAGGAACGUAAUUCACUAACUAAGAAAAAAAUUUUCAAACCUUUUCUUCAAAAAUUCAAAUCUUCUCCUGGUCUUAUUUCCCUUUGGAUGUGGAGAACUUUAUUAACCAACAAAAAAUUCCUGCAGCCAAAGCCGCCGCCCAAGUUUGGCGUGGAGCGGAUCAAGGUGCACGUGUCUACAUUUCGAACGUUGACGUCUUCAACUUCAACGUCUACAUCAACCUCGACCUCGACAACGGCAGAAAGAAUCACGACAAAAAGGCCUCAUCAUCACCAUCACAUCGAUCAUCAUGCUCAUGGACACCAUAAUCACCAUCAUCACCACCACAAUCGUCAUCACGUUUACCCAGAACCGAGGAAAGAGCCCAUCAUACCAGGUUAAUCAUUAAAAAAAUUAUAAAACGGUUUGAAAAAUAAUGUUUUUUCAUAAAAAAUUCUAUAUUUAUUAGAAAAUUUCGGAAAAAGCCCUUGGAAUUUACAAAAAAAGCGUCUGAUCAGAAAAUUUUCCUUUCCUAACAGGGAAUUCAAUUUCAAACUUUAGCGAUACGACCUAAUGAAAAGCCACAACAGCCAGAGCCGCGGACAGAUCCUUUCAAUCCAGGUAAAUUACUUGAAACCCAUGACUUUCGACCGUUCUUCUAUUCAUCUUCAGCAUGGAGACAAGCCGAGAAGCCACUCCUGACACAAAGAAAUGAUGCUCUCAGUUCCAGUCAGUUUUGAUCCCCAUUAUUAUUCAUUCCUUUGUAUCAAUACGCUAUUUUUUUCUAUUCAGCAUGGAGACCUACUGUACCACCGAAUGAGCCAGUAACUCAAGAAGAAGUAAUUAGUACAAGUAAGUGUUAUUUUAAUAUCAACGAAUUAACUUUUUUUUUUCUUUGAAAUUUUCAUCUUCUUGAUUAUAGCUACAAGUGCAAGAGAGGAGCAAUCACAGCCACAGCCGGUGCCUCGAAAAGAAGAUAUCAGUCCAGGUUAGUUCUAAACUUUUCAAAACUAAUUUCAAGUUGAACUUUCUUUCCAAUGAUGACGACACUUCAGCAAUAAGACCCAACGAGAAGCCACGCCAACGGAAACCUGAGCCGGAACCUCUCCCGAUCCCCUCGAUCGAGUGAAUCGAAAAAACCGAAAACUCUCAAUCAAAAACUCUUCAGACGCGAGGUUACGAUUGUCACGGCGCUGAUUGACAUCGGAAGAGGCGAUUGGUGGGACUACAGAAGGCCUCUCGACAAAUAUCAUCAGUUCAUGGAAAAUCUACUAUCCCUUAGAAACAAUUUAGUGAGCCUUCUUUAAAAUAUUACAACUAACCUCCAACUUUCAGGCAAUAUUCACUGAUGAAAACAGUUACGAGUUUAUACAUAAAUAUAGGAAGAAUCUUGGACUCAUGCAUAAAACAAAAGUGACUUCUUGUCUUGAAGAUCCUGAAGAAUUAUCUAGUUCCAGAUUUAUAAGACGGAACUCUCAGAGUUGCCUCUCUACAGGUAUAUCGAUGACGCCAGGAAAAUCAUAUCCGAGGAACAGGAUAGCAAAACCUUCUACCAGUUUGUGAAUAGAAUAGUUAUUGACGGAGACCAUCAAAUUCAGAAUCACGGGUGAAAAAGACAUGAAAAACCAUCCAGAGGCAAAAAGUGCCGAAUACGACGUUCUGGUCAAUUCAAAGACCUAUUUCCUGCACAAUGUGACAGUAAGAUCAAGUCUAGAAAGUUCAUGGGGUUUUAGCGACGGAUUCCAGCAAGAAGAUCCAUUCGGAACGGAGUUUUUCGUAUGGAUCGACGCCGGAUAUGGACACGGAAACCAGAGCAUCUUUCCUUAUGAAAAUCUCUGGCGACCAGCAUUCCCUUCUGGGAAAAUUUCACUAAUCAAGGUACGAAUAUACACUUUGAAGCUCAAAAUUCGGAAAAUUGAAGGUAACGCCAGAACGCGAUCUUCUCUCCGGGUACAAAGUCGACAAUCUCUACCGCAAAAACUGGGCCGUUCUCAGUGGAGGUUUCAUUGCAGGCGACAAACAGUGAGUCCAAUAUAGUGAACCUAUUGAAAAAAAGAAAUUUUUUUGUUAUCAAUUUUUUUGAAACUUAAGGAAAUUUUUUUAAUCAGUUCUUACUACUUUAUAUUCCUGAUAAAGGUUAAAAAUAUAUAAAACAAUAAACAGACUAUUUUCCCUUGAAAGUUGAGCUUGACUUUGAAAGUGUGAAAAUGUUGAACGAGAAAUAAAUAUGCCUUAAAGAUUUUUCACAAAGCAUAAAAGAACUUUAAAAAAACGUUUUUUUUUCCAGUUCAAUCGGGCAACUUCACACUCUAGUCCAUCGCAAAUUUAUUCAUCUCAUAUAUCAAAACAAAGUUGACGACGAUCAGGUACGACAGUUCUCUGGCAAUACAUUAUUAUGUUUUUUUAACAAUUUUUUUGAUCUUUUUAAAUUUAGAUGACUACCAAACAAUGUUGCGAAAAAUUGUGCAAAAAAAGCUUAUUUUUUUCGUCUUUUUCAGCCUUUAACUUUUUUUGCAUUUCUUUUUCCAAACAUUUCUAUCUAAAAAAACUUUGAAAAAAAGGUUUCAGAAUGGUAUUAUUAGAAGUAUUUGAACCAAAAACACAUCAUUAGCUUUGUUUUAAACACUAAUCGUUGUAUAUUUGAAAUUUUUUUUCACUUUACCUCAUCAUUUAGAGCACGUUACUUCAUGAAAAUGAAAAACUCCGUCCAUAAAACUCCAAGUUCAGACAGUCCUUGUCCUUGUCGUCAACUCUCAUCCUCAUCUUUUUUCCGUCACGCAGGGCGACUGGUUCGACGCCUUCAAACUGUUCAGCGUCGACGCCGAACGGCAAUUCGGAUGA
Messenger RNA from Caenorhabditis auriculariae, 4124 nucleotides. NCBI's taxonomy places the organism in Eukaryota, Metazoa, Nematoda, Chromadorea, Rhabditida, Rhabditidae. The record is from the annotation of a GenBank genome assembly.